AUGAAUCUGCAAGGUCCGGGUCGCAGUGCUGUAUCCCUGAAUCUGAAGGGACGUGUAUAUCAAGCUACAGUAAGGGCUGUUUUGUUGUAUGGCUGUGAGACUUGGCCUAUUCGAGCAGCGGAACUGAGACGUCUUCAGGUGUUCGACAAUCGUUGUCUCAGAACCAUAGCUCGUGUGGGUUGGUGUCGGCGAAUCCGUAACGCGGCAGUUAGAGAGCGCGUUUUCGGUUGUGUAACGGGUACUUCCAUUGAAGAAUGUGUCCAGCACCAGAAGCUGCGUUGGUUGGGACAUGUGUUACGUAUGCCGAACCAUCAGAGGUGGCCAAUCCUUGACUUGGCAGAGGAGUAUGGAAACGCUUGGGUGCUGUCGGUGCUACUAGCCUUCCAGGAUGGGGACCGCGUGAUCCACACUGUGCCUGGUUGGAGACACUACAAGAUAUGGCUGCCAACUGAUGUCGUUCUUUCAUUAACAACGGGGCUAUCACGGGCUCCGUUUCCUGUUAUAUAUCCCUCAGCAAACAAUCAUGGUUUGGUCGUGAUUAGAAGUGUUGUGAGGUCGUUUGUAGUCGGCAAGUUUGUGAUACCAGAAAUGGACUGUUACGCGUUUGUAUACACCAUGCGAGUUCUUUAUCCUUCAGAUGUCCUAAUUCUUUACUGGGCCCCAAUAUUAUCAAAGUUUGUAGAAUUGCUGCACCAAGAAGAUGACAUGGAUGAGCUCAUACACCAGGCAUUAUCGUCCCCUACCGUGAUGGAUAUCUUAUCUUUCCUAGACUCCGGCAUUCGUCGAAAGAGCUCAGAACUCACCACUAUAUUUCAAGCCCUUUAUGUGCUCAUCUUACGUGGCGUUGGGCUCGAUGCGCAUAAUUCCAUCGCACUUGAACUGGCUGAAGGGGUACUUGAAGAUUUACGAUUUAGCACAUGUCUUCGUGGUUUGAGUGUGAGUCAGGGCGCAGAAACGAUGAAAUCAGCUUUGCGCCUGUUGGCCGCAACAGCCGCUGCUAGCGUGGAUCUCGCACGCGGACUUCUUAAACUGUUAAAUUUCGAAAACCAAGAAAUGAUACAAUGCUCUCGUCGGCGGAACACUGCCGAUGUUUGUGACGUACGAACUUGCUUUCUGAAUCUGGUAGGCGUGUUUGUGUUCAAGGAAAAUAAUGCCCUCCUGAGAGAGCUUGUGAGCAAAAAAGGUAUCGGUCCGGAUUUACUCAUUACUCCUUUGCCCCCAGGUGUAUUCUGGCUCGUUCUGAGUGAAUCGUAUAUAGACAAAUAUUCCAACGUGAUUCUUAUCUUGCAAAUGCUUCGAAAGAUUGUUGACAAUAGUACAAUCAGUAAGACGCAGAAAGUUAAUUUGUUCAAUAAGAAUACAUUGAAGCAGCUGCUAUACUUGUUUUCUUGGCGUGGUGAAGCAGUUAAAAUCAGUGAUGCACUAUCCAGGGACCAGCUGGAUAAUACGCACCCUCAUCUUUCAUCGAUCCGAUCGACACUCUAUGAACUCCUGCUGAUCUUGCACACCUCUACUCGUUUUGGGUUGGUAUUCGCCGGUCGUCAUAGAGAAGUUGAUGCGCUUGCCAAUGGUUUGAUUUUCUCGGCGUUGACGUCACCACCAAUGGAAGCAGCAUACGCCGACCCUCUUCGUUCCCAGUUAGUGGUGGAAAGCAUGUGUGCCUCUCCGGAUGUCAUCCGCCCCUACCUGGACCAUGUGGCCCCGUUUCUACAGCCACGUGCAUCCUCCAGCAACUGGUUUAGCAUGAUGGAGUUAGUUUCCAAAAUAUUCAAAGCUUGCAAGGUUCACUUGGUCAGUUGGUUGAUGCGCGCACUUGAUCAGUGGCCUAAUCCAGAACAAGUAUCCAGGGUGAUAGUGGACAGUUGUUUCCUGUCUCCUAAGCUUGUUGAACCGUUGGGAAAUGCUCUUCAUUUCCAAGAGGACAGUGAUGUUGUGGCCAAGGCAGAUCAAUUAAUGACUCUUCUGCGUGCCAAUAUUCUCAUUCUCCUCACGUGGCUAUCAACGAAUGAACGAUUCAGCACAACUACUGCCACACCAGAGAAAGAACAACUGAUACAACAGAUACGUCAGUUGCGCAUGCCCACUACCGAAUGGAUGCGACGUUUCGAACACGUAUUCAACAAACAACGAUUUGAUACGAGCGUACUUGAAGAUCAAGUGCUUCCCCAAAACCAGGAACCGCCGAAAGAAGCCGCGGCUUCUGAUCCUACUUUAGAUAUUCGCAAAAUACUGAAGUAUUUCCUUAUCCCCGAAGAUUCGGAUGGUGAACAACUCUCAGAUAAAGUCCUCCGCAGUCUACAGACGCUUCCCGGGAUUCUGGAUACAUGCAUAAGUCAAUAUUUUGAUGUAUAUACAGUGCACCGAUGUUUAGCUCGGGCUGUCUAUCUGGCUCGUAUCCAUUCGGUCAAGGGAUUCAAAGCCAAGCGUGUGCUAAAACUUAUACUCAGUCAACCUUCCUUCACUACUGUCCUGAACCGCAAGGACUCAGUAUCUGACUGUGUUGAAGAAUCAAGUUGUUCGGGUCCAGCUAGUUAUGCAGAGCAGUUUUUCUUGCGAGACUCCCUGCUAGACUUAUUGCUUGAGAUUACACGUACAUGUCCGCGCGACUGCAGCAGACGAAUACCGGUCCUCUGGCUAUUAGCGGGCUACAAUGCCACUUUGCAUCCCACAGAUCAAAAGAUUCUUCAGAUUCUUUUUCUUAUGAAUUCUUGCUUGAAAACCCUGAUGACUCAUUCAAAUGGUUUCUCCGAAGUGCCUAUUGUUUGGGGACAGAGCGUCUAUAAACACUACCAGUUCAACUCUGUUGGGGCAGCCCAGCUGGAUGCCGCUCAACUACCACAACCCGUCGUAUUUCACCAACCUGGUUUGAUGUCAUUGUUCGGCUGUGUCUCUGAUGAUCAGUUGUUCCAUUCAGCCCUUCACUUCCCCAUGUCUCGGAAAUGGCUGGGUCAGAGCAGCUCAAGAAACUACAACAUACCGGUGGAGGAUAUGGAGUUGUUGGAUCCUUGUUUUAUCUUGCAUACUCUGCAUCACUAUCUUUCACUCUGCAAUACAAUGACUUCGGAAUCCGGUCUUCCAAACAAAGGCAACUUGGACCAAUUUUUGCGUGCCUUUUAUUCCCGAAACGCUGUUGCGUUUGCGGUUGCUGGAUUGUCAAGUUAUUCGAAGCAUUUGCGUUCUAUGUCGCGCACUGUGAUUGCAAAAUAUCGUGAACUUUUGGAGAGUUGGCAGUCGACCCGGUUGCAGGUAAACAAAAAAGGAACAUCAGGAACCACUUUGCAGCUUUUCCCAGAACGUGUACAGAUCAUGUUUAUUCUGGAUACAUUGCGGAACAGUCUGGCCUCGGGUGGGGGUCGCGCUAUAGGAGGCAAUGGCCGAAGGAGAUGGAUGUUUUCAUCAGCUCUGGACACUGGCGGCAGAUUAACCAGAGUGCAUGCGAACUUCUUCAUUCGUAGCCUGCAGCUGCUCGGUAAACCAGAAAAUCACCUCUAUCAGUCUGUCUGGAAUUGUUUUCUUUCAAAACCGGCUCUGGAUUUAAACGAAGUUCCCGAUUUUCUGCGCACAUUCUUCUCUACUAGCACGCAAUAUCGUAUGGAGCGUCAGUGGAUUACUCGUCUAUUGGCUGAAAGUGUUGGGGAUACAGCGGACUAUCUGGUCAUGGAGAAAUCACGAGUGUUCAAGCACUGUUUGAACGCCUACUCGUCCACAUCUAGCGAGGCAUCUUUUCAGCUGAACGUACUCAAACUGAUUGCCAGCGCAACCAAGCAACCACGUUUGGUGCACGCAUUGAUCAGGUUCCACGCUCUACCUCUUUGGCUAUGGCGCCAUAUGCUCGUCCCUUGUCCUGUUUCACACGCUGCGCAGUUCCGUACCAUAAUUGACAAUAUGUCGAAAGUUAUUUGUUCCGGAAGCCAGGAAUCUCCUGCGUCACAAUUGCUCCCACUGUUGACCGAGGAGUUUGAAAAAAUGCAUGGUGGGGCCACAAUAAACACCAAGCAGAACGGCGUAGUUCAAUCUGUCAAUGGCAAUACGAGUUUACAUGCCGAACUGGAAACUCAUUGA
Messenger RNA from Opisthorchis viverrini, 4062 nucleotides. RefSeq lists its product as hypothetical. Bases 1 to 4062 code for a protein of 1353 amino acids. The record is from RefSeq and is a predicted model, not a curated record. The transcript has 24 exons. Gene Ontology annotation, biological process: maturation of 5.8S rRNA from tricistronic rRNA transcript (SSU-rRNA, 5.8S rRNA, LSU-rRNA); maturation of LSU-rRNA from tricistronic rRNA transcript (SSU-rRNA, 5.8S rRNA, LSU-rRNA). Gene Ontology annotation, cellular component: nucleolus. NCBI's taxonomy places the organism in Eukaryota, Metazoa, Platyhelminthes, Trematoda, Opisthorchiida, Opisthorchiidae.